This is a messenger RNA of Zasmidium cellare ATCC 36951, 969 nucleotides long. RefSeq lists its product as uncharacterized. The record is from RefSeq and is a predicted model, not a curated record. The transcript is spliced from 2 exons. The coding region runs from base 1 to 969 and encodes 322 amino acids. NCBI's taxonomy places the organism in Eukaryota, Fungi, Ascomycota, Dothideomycetes, Mycosphaerellales, Mycosphaerellaceae.
AUGCCUCAUAAACAUACCAGGAAGCGCGAUGAUGAUGACAGGCACUUCGACCUCGCACCAAAUCGAAUCGCGAAGCCUCUUCCCUCGUUUGAGGCGACGCCGAAGAAUGAAAAGAAGGGCAAGGGCAAGCAGAAGGGAAAGAAAAAGGAGCAAGAGCAGAGUAAUCUCAAACGAAAACGAGGAUUCACGGCCCAGUUCAAGGAAGAUGAUACACCCCGCGCAUUUGCCAGAUUGAUGCAGCUCCAAGCCGGUCAAAAACCACGAUCGGGGCUCGACGAUGGCGAGAACAAGAAAUCGAGAAAGAAGAGAAAGGUUGAGCAGUUGGCGAAAGAGGAUACACAACCUUCUCCCAAGACCACCGCGAUAGACCCACGAACAGGCGAAGAGCUCAAGAUCCUUCCAGGCGAACGAAUGUCCGACUUUGCGGCUCGCGUCAACCAAGCACUCCCAGUUUCAGGUCUCUCCCGCAAAGCAAAAAGUGCAGAUGGUCAAAAAGAGCGGCAAACCAAGACCGAGAAGCGACUGCAUAAAAUGUACGCCGAGUGGAGGGAAGAGGAGGCUCGUCGCAAAGAGAAGCUUGAAGAGCUACAAGAACAACAGGAAGAGCAAGAUGAAGAGAAGACGGCCGAGUAUGGAGGGCAGGACAUCCAUCUACCUUCAUCGAGCCGCCAGUCGAAGAAGAAGCGUAUGGUUGGUGAGAUCGAUGAUGAUGACGACGAUCCUUGGGCGGUUCUGAAGACCAAGCGUGAAGCUCCUAAAGGACUGCAUGACGUUGUGCAAGCGCCACCAACUAUGAAUGUUGUGCCCAAGGAGAAAUUCAAAGUGCGGAAUGGUGCUAAGGUCAGCGUUGCCAAUGUGCCCGGUGCAUCUGGGAUGAAGAGUCUAAAGCAAAGGGAGGAACUGAGCGAGGCAAGGAAGGAUGUAAUCGAGCGCUAUCGUGCUAUGAUGAAGGGCGGUGGAAGGCUAUGA